AUGGCGUGCGCGAUGACGAUUGCGAUGGUGGUCUCCAUGACGGCCGCGCCGGACGUCGCGAACGCGCUCGAGGCGAAUGAACGCGAAUCUGCAUUCGUGAGCGGGUUGUUGGCGAAGAGCGAGGCCAAGCGGGACGAGCGCGCCAAGGAACGCUUGGACGCUUACAACAAGAAGAACUUCGGCGACUACUUGGCGUGGCAGCAGGGCGACAAGGCUCUGAUGGAUCCGUCGAAACUUUCUGAUAACGAUCGAGCGAUAGCAAAGUAUUUGGAAUCAAUCAAGUAG
Messenger RNA from Ostreococcus tauri, 285 nucleotides. RefSeq names its product unnamed product. The coding region runs from base 1 to 285 and encodes 94 amino acids. NCBI's taxonomy places the organism in Eukaryota, Viridiplantae, Chlorophyta, Mamiellophyceae, Mamiellales, Bathycoccaceae. The record is from RefSeq and is a predicted model, not a curated record. The transcript has a single exon.